AUGGUGGACAGAGGUGAAUUUCUUAGUGAAUUUGUGGCCUUCCUUGAAUCUCACACAUUUUUAUUUUCUCCUCAUGGCCCAGAUUUAUUCGUGCUGAAGUGUUGCUUCCUCGCGCCAGCUAUCCUGCAAUCAAUGAAGGGGAUUACUGGCGUCUUGGCUGCGCUCCUGCUUGGCUAUCAGGUUGCUGGCUUUGGGCACGAUGGCCACCAUGCGUUGAGAGUUCGGGAUGUCGUCACGGAACCAGAACCGCUUACAAUAGAAGUGACCGUCUAUGUGGACCAGAAUGGGAAGACGCUGGGGACUCAGAGAAAGGGCCACCACCCAAGCACAACUGUGAAUAGUGCACCCACGGAUCUCCCUCCUAUUAUUGGCGUGCCCAAUUUGGAUAUUCCCAAUGAGCUUGUACCGACCCUGGCAACCGAUGUCGCGAACCACAACCCACAGCAGUCGCAGCCGCAGCCGCAGCCGCAAAAUGGUCGCCGCUUUGGAAUUUCAUACUCUCCGUACAACGCGGAUAACACGUGCAAGUCCCAGGACCAAGUCAACAGCGACAUGGACACGCUGGGCCGCUACGCUUUUGUCCGUAUCUACGGCGUGGACUGUGACCAAACCAACAAGGUAGUUUCAGCAGCAAGACAACGAAACCUGAAAGUGUUCACGGGCGUAUACGACCUCCAGAACCUGGACGCCAGUCUGAAACUCAUCUCUGACGCCGCCGCGGGGGACUGGACCACUAUCCACACCGUUUCUGUGGGCAACGAGCUGAUCAACCGCGGUCAAAAUUCGGUCCCGGAUGUGACCAACGCCGUCCGGUCUGCGCGCACUUACCUCCGCAAUGCCGGAUACAAGGGCCCCGUAGUGACGAUCGACACCUUCUCGAAGAUGCUCGAACACCCGGAGCUCUGCCAGGCAUCGGAUUACUGCGCUGCAAACUGCCAUGCCUUUUUCGAUAACGCGCAGACCGCCGAGCAAGCCGGAGAGUAUGUCCGCAGGCAAGCGCACGAUAUUUCCGCUGCCGCGGGCGGCAAACGCACCAUGAUCAGCGAGUCCGGCUGGCCCCAUGCCGGCCAAGUCAACGGCGCAGCGGUGCCUUCCCCCGAGAACCAGCAAAGGGCCAUCGAGAGUCUUCGACAGGCGUUUGCCCAUAACCAUGGCAAUCUUGUUCUCUUCAGUGCGUUUGACGAUGCCUGGAAGCAGGAUUCCCCGGGGACCUUUGGGGCCGAGAAGUUCUGGGGCAUUGAGCGGCAUUGA
Messenger RNA from Aspergillus ochraceoroseus IBT 24754, 1251 nucleotides. It is a transcript of the gene scw4, whose product is annotated as putative cell wall glucanase (Scw4). Gene Ontology annotation, cellular component: extracellular region; fungal-type cell wall; cell surface. Bases 1 to 1251 code for a protein of 416 amino acids. Gene Ontology annotation, biological process: cell wall organization; carbohydrate metabolic process. The record is from RefSeq and is a predicted model, not a curated record. NCBI's taxonomy places the organism in Eukaryota, Fungi, Ascomycota, Eurotiomycetes, Eurotiales, Aspergillaceae. The transcript is spliced from 4 exons. Gene Ontology annotation, molecular function: 1,3-beta-glucanosyltransferase activity; glucan endo-1,3-beta-D-glucosidase activity.